Messenger RNA from Achroia grisella, 732 nucleotides. RefSeq names its product glutathione S-transferase 4-like. The coding region runs from base 13 to 663 and encodes 216 amino acids. The record is from RefSeq and is a predicted model, not a curated record. Gene Ontology annotation, biological process: glutathione metabolic process. Gene Ontology annotation, molecular function: glutathione transferase activity. The transcript is spliced from 3 exons. NCBI's taxonomy places the organism in Eukaryota, Metazoa, Arthropoda, Insecta, Lepidoptera, Pyralidae.
UUUUCUAUAACUAUGUCUCCGAUAAAACUGUAUCAUUUUCCUGUUAGUGGUCCAUCAAGAGGAGCUUUGUUUGCUGCUAGAUUCAUCGGAGUCCCAGUAGAAGUGGAAUUAAUUGAUUUAUUUAAAAAAGAACAACUUAAAGACAGUUUUGUGCAAAUAAAUCCACAACACACAGUGCCUACACUUGACGAUGAUGGUUUUAUACUAUGGGAAAGUCGUGCCAUUGCUUGCUAUUUAGCCGAUAAAUAUGGAAAAGAUGACCUACUUUACCCUAAGGACUUAAAGCGCCGUGCUUUGAUAAAUCAGAGAUUAUACUUCGAUAGUUCCUUCUUGUAUGUGAAAAUAAGAGCCAUUUGUCAUCCCAUAUUAUAUCUAGGUGAAACUGAAAUAAGGAAACCCUUAAAAGAUGAUCUCAAUGCGACUCUAAAAUUCCUUAAUGGCUUCUUGAAUGACAGUAAAUGGGUGGCAGGAGAUCACCCAACCAUUGCAGAUACUUCUAUAUAUGCUUCAGUAUCCAGUAUUCUUGCUGUAGGAUGGGAAAUCUCCGAAUUCCCUAAUAUACAGCGAUGGAUAAAAGACUGUGCUACAUUGCCUGGUGCUGCAGAAAAUGAUGAAGGUGCCAGAAUAUAUGGAGAAGCUGUGAAGCAGAAACUUAAGCAGUAAAACUUUUUUACAAAAUAUAAUAUUUGUAUAUAAUGUUAAACCUUACAAUAUACUCUUUAAUAAAAGUUA